Molecule: messenger RNA, 4264 nt
Organism: Octopus bimaculoides (California two-spot octopus)
Lineage: Eukaryota; Metazoa; Mollusca; Cephalopoda; Octopoda; Octopodidae
Molecular function (GO): microtubule binding
Source: RefSeq, a predicted model, not a curated record
UAUGUAUGUAUACGCAAGUUUUUACAAAGUGAUUAAAAUUCAUCUCGAAGCAAAUACUGAAUAAGUAUUUUACUUGUAAUUUCGAAAGGCUGUAUUGGUAAUGGUGUAGAAAUCGCAAAGAAACUUGACAAUAGUUUUAAAAAUAAAAUUGACGACAUCCGUAGUCCUUGUGGCUACAUUGAGAUCUGUCUAAAAAGUGAUGUACGCCAAAAAUGAACCGAGAACUGUUGUUUCAAACUUUUGCACGGUUAAAAAUAUCAGCCAAAAUAAGCUUAUUGCCUGGUAUCGAGAUAAAAUUUCUCCGCAAAUUCGAACUAUAAAAGAAUUAGGUACUGGAGUAGAUUUCUGUCUAGGUAUGGAAAUUCUUUUCCCGGGAAGUAUCGGGCUGCACAAAAUCAAAUACAACAAUCCAGGGAUGUCAGAUCGACGUCAACAUUUUAAACAUUUUCAGACAGCUUUGAAUUCUAUAGGUAUAAACAAAGAAAUUCCGAUGGAAAAAUUGGAAUCUGAAAGUUUCUUAGAGAACUAUUAUUUUGCUCGUUGGUUUAAAUCUUUUUUCGAAGCUAACUAUACGGGUGAAGCAUAUGACUUAACUCGUCUUCGGCAAUGGAAUCAAAUAAGCAAUGAUAGCAAAAAUGAGACCAAACGAAUUGGUUGUGGGGACUGCUUGUCUAGAACUAACGUAAAGUUGAAAAGUGUUUCUUGGAAGAAUCGUAAAUUUACUGUGACUACGAAACAGAAGAUUCCUGUUAGGCUUCGAAUAAACUCGAAUAUUAUGGCUAGUAUGAAACGUAAAAACGCUGUUGAUAAUAGCUCUCAGACAGAAAAGAGCUAUUAUGAUUCUAUAGACGAACAUCUUACAUUUGUAAAAUCCAUAAUUGAUGAGUUAUCGGAGGUGAACAAAAACAUGGAUGAAACUAACAAUUUUUUAGAACAAAGUAAAGCUGAGCUACAGACAGAAAAAGACAAACUGUUAGAAUUCAAUAAGAAUCUAGAAACUAACUGUGAAAACUAUCUAAGCAAAAUUAAGGAUCUCAACCAAGAAGUAGAAGAGUUAGAACAGGAAAAUAAACGUAUUAAUGGGGUAAACGAGAACUUGGGUCAGUCUAACAAGAAAUUAACUAAUCAGAACAGUGAACUAGAAGAAAGUAUGAAUAAUUUAAAACAGUGUAAUGAAGGACUUACUAAAGGUCUAGCAGAACUCAAGCGUUGCAACGAAGCUCUAGAACACAGUAAUAACCAGAUAAUCCAGAGUAGUGCUGUCUUAGACCGAAAUAACACAAAACUGCAGAAGAAAGAACACGAGUUUGAAAAUACUAUCAAAAGCUUGAUUCAUCGAAACCUGGAACUUGAAAAAUAUCAAAAGGCAUCAAAAGAAAGCUAUGAAAUAUUAGAAUCGAAAACCAAAGAAUUCAAGCAGCAAAUUCAGCAGUUAGAAGAACAUAACAAAAAUCUUACUGAAGAAGCACAAGAACAAAAUACAAAAAACAGCAACUUUGCUAACCAACAAAAACAUUUAAUAAGUGAGAAUAAAUCUCUGUUGGAAACCUGUGAAUUUCUAACCAGAGAUCUCAAACGAGCAAAUGAAUAUAACGAUUCUUUAGAAUCGCAAAGAAACAAUUUUCAACAAAAAAUCACUGAGCUUCAAGACGAACUGAAGCAUUUAAAACAUACAUCGCCCCAAAAUGAACGUCUUCUGGAAGAACAAGGAGAACAAUUAAAUGUUUUAAAGAAUGAGAAUAAUGAAUUAAGAGAAGAAAUUAGGCAUUUAAAGACUUACAUGGUUCGCUGUGAGAUUCUUGAAAGAGAACUAAAAGCAAUGAAGCAGACAAAUGCCGAUUUAAUUGAACUUAAUAAGUAUCUAAAGGACUACAAUGAUAAUAUUGGCGAGAAAGUAAAGCUAUCAAAUGAAUUUAAUAAAGAGCUAACACAAGAAAUUAAUGAAUCCAAUCAGACUGUCAUAAGUUUAAGGGAAAAGUUGGAAAAUCUAAAUCAGACUAUAGAAAUUUCGAAAUUCGAGAAGGAUAAAAUGAUAAAACGGAUUAGAGUUUUGGAACCACAAGUUCUUGAUAUAGCUAGACGAUGUAUUGAUCUCUCCGAGAGAAUUAAAUACUUAACAGAAUAUAACGCAAUGCUCCAAGACAAAUUACUUGAUUCUAUUCAACAGAAUUACGAACAAGAGGGCCAAAAUAUAAUAUUAUUGAGGAAUAAAUCAUGUCUAGAAACGAAGAUAAGUGAGCUGCUUCGUUAUAAUGUGCUCUUAGAGGAAAAUAAACAAGAUCUGAUGAAGUCUAAUGCAGAACUUCAGCUUAUAAAUACUAAUUUGAUUUUCCAGAAUGAAAAAAUGGAACGAAAGACAAGCACUUCCCCCAUACAUUUUGAGAAGUCUUCUAGCAAUGUUGCAAUUUUUACUCUUAGAAUAAAUAUAGAUGACGAUGACGAUGAUUCUAUCCUUCGAUUGAAAGUACAAGAACCAGUUUCAUGAAUUAUUUUGGUAUCAUUCUUGAACUACCUUGGCACUUUAAUCACAGAAGACGCAAGAUGUGUUAAGGAGAUCAAAAGAAUAGUGCUCGUGAAAUCUGCAUUCUCAAAAUUGCAUAACAUCUUGAGAAACCGUACUCUGAGCUUCAAGAGUAAGAUCCGUAUAUUAAAAUGCUAUGUAUACCCUGUGUCAAUGUAUGGAAGUAAGGCAUGGUCUAUAACAUCAAAAAUGAGACGGUGCUUGGAGAACUGUCAAAUGUGGUUCUUACGGAGAAUAUUGACAAUAUCAUGGAUUAAGUGUCUAAUGAUGAAGUGAUAGCUCGGGUUGCGGUAAAUAGUAAUCUGAUUUGUGAGAUAAAGGCCAAGCAACUGAGAUUUCUUGGCCAUAUGAUGAGGAAAGAGAGUCUGGAGAAUUUAGUGAUGACUGGAAAGAUUGAAGGGAAAAGAAACAAAGGAAGAAGAAGGAUGAUAUGAAUGUCAAUCAUUAUGAAUUUGUUAAGGUAAGAAGCGCUAAACAUCUGCAAGUGGAUUUGUUACAGAAAACAAAGAACACAAAAUUGCGAUUGGACAUAGUCGUCUAUGUCCUACAUUCUGGACAUGGCACCUAAAAAAGAAGAAAAGUAAUUCGGGGGAAAAUAGACACUCAAAACAAAAGGUCAUACAUACGUUCGUAGAUACAUAUUUUUUGAGUUCUUGCAUAUGUAACUGGCUUUGCACGAAACAUGAGAAUCUGGGCUUCAGAAAACCAUAGAGAAUGCGUCUAUUUAGGUUAAAGGCACUGUGAAAAUAUGGAAAGCAUUCUCAAAGUAAUGGCAUGUAAUAAGAGCUUAUACACUCGUGUAGACGUGCAAGCGUGCAUGUGUACACAUACGUAAGUCAAAACGUGCAGAGCUUUUCAUGGAAUGACAUUUACGGUUGUACACAUGCACACGUGUCUAUAAACACCGGUAGUUUUGUCAGGAAGUGUUCAUAUUUGGUAGUGAAACGAAGGUAGAUUAUCGAUCAGGCAAGGAAUAUGGAUAUCAAUGGCCGGGCUAUCUAAGGUAUUACAAUUGAUAAAUGUUACAAGGACCUUGGAAUUGACAAGAAUAUUGUAUAUAUUGACUUUGUGAGUAAAGCUAGAAUGACAAAAGAUACUUCAUCUGACUUUGGAAGAUAUGUAAAUCAGAGUUGUGUGCAUUCAAUAAAACUGUAUCCCAUCAUGCUUUUACAGUGCCAGUGUUAGUAAUAAUAUUUGGGAUAGUGGACUGGACACCUGAAGGAAUCUGUAACUUGAACAUCAAGACUGGGAAGAUACUAGCAAUAACUGGAAGCUUCCACAUAACCGGUGACAUUGACAUCAUGUAUGUGAUGCUGGAAGUAAAGGCAUAAGAUCAAUCGAGAGGACCUUUAGAUGCCACAUCAUGUCAUUUACUGAACUGUAAAGAGAGAAAUUGGUACAUCAAAUGUAUACUCAAGAGCGAAGGUAGAUACAUCAUGAGAUUAGGCAAAGAAGUUCAGAGGGCUCAGCUGUUUUAUGUGAACCAAAGGUGGCUGGAAUGACAUACUUAAACAGAAACUUGGAAGAGAAAUACUCAUUAUUACAGCUUUGCUAUCCAAGGACAAGAGAUAACUACUCAAUACCUGAAGACCAAAAGAGAUACAGUUGUCACAAAUUCCCUACGCUUUGAAAAAAAGGGGUCAGUUAUACCAUACCAAGCUGGGAGAUACUAACAUAAUCAGAAGCUGCACCAAAAUUUUUACAAGUGACUGUCUUUCCAAUAAACACGAGAUUGUGACAUGA